Messenger RNA from Lactuca saligna, 1338 nucleotides. The record is from the annotation of a GenBank genome assembly. Lineage: Eukaryota; Viridiplantae; Streptophyta; Magnoliopsida; Asterales; Asteraceae.
AUGAUUUGUGAGAUAGGGUAUUCUGCGGAUGACACAAUGUACUAUCAUUAUAGAAUUCCUAAUCUAGACUUAGAUUUUGGAUUGAAGGCUCUAGGAAAUGAUCAAGACGUUAUAUCUAUGACUCAAUUUGUCCCUCAAAACAGAGUGAUUAAUGUGUACGUUGAACAUGGUUCUACAAGACUUCAUACUUACUUCAUGUCCCCAAUUAAAGUUGUUAUUGAGCAACUGGAUGAUGAUCCUUCUCCUGAGCUUAAUAGGAUUAGGCCUAAGAAGAAGGGAAUUGUUUCGUGUAGCAAGAAAUUAGACAUGAAUGUCCCACUUAAAGAAUCAGCUAAUCAAGCUCAGAGAGAAGAUGGUGUGUAUGAUUUUUCCAUGUCCCUAGUUCCUUUUGAGCCAAACAAACAAGACAUGGUUAAUGAGUUUAAGGAUGAUUCGUAUUUCCCUGUACCAGAAGAAACUGAUACAAUGCAAGAAAUUACAGUUGAUAUUAAUUGCCAGAAUCAUAGGGAAAUGCUAGAUGAUUUUGAGCCUUUUAGUAGUGAUGGAUAUCAGAAUAUAGGUGAGUUUGAAAGAGAGGUUGAAGCUGAAGAAGAACAGGAUGAAGAAGAUGAACAAGGGUGUGCAGAGGAUUCAAAAGAUGAUUUAGAAGAGCAUACAGAAGAAGAUGAUGAUUCUGACUACAUUGUUGACCCAGAAGCUAUUUUAGAUGAUUGGGAGGUUGACAUGAGAGAGUUUCACAGUUGUGUGGAUGAGAUUGAAUGGUUUGGACAAGGUCCAAACAUAGAAUUAGAUUUAAAUCAAGAUGAUGAUUUAGGUGUGAUCAACAAUGAUGAGUUUGAAAGUGCAGGAUAUGAGGAAGACCUAAGGAAGAGAAUGUUAAAAAACCUGAACAAGAAUGUGCCUUGUUCUUCUGGGGUAGUUCAUGUUACACCAUUUUUUGUUGGAAGGCCAAAGAAAAAGAGGAGGAGGGCUAUAGAUGAGCCUACUAACCAGUCAAAAAACCUAUCUAGGAAAUUCUUGACUGUUACUUGUUCCAAGUGUCAUAACAAAGGUCAUAACUCUAGAACAUGUAAAGGGAAAGGGGGGUCAAGUCAGAGAGCAGUGGGUGGAUCAAGUCUAGGUGGUGUGGGUGGAUCAAGUAAAGAUGCAGUUGGUGGAAAAAGUCAAGGUUCAGUGGGUGGAUCAAGUGAAAAUGUCAUGGGUGGGUUAAGAGCAAAGAAGAUAGACAAGGGAAAAAAAGCCUCAAGUAGGACCUAAGUGAAGUUGGAUACAGAUGAAAGCAUGACUAAUCAAGUUAUUUGGAUACCUUUUGUUUAAGAUUAUAAACUUGUGUUGAUG